Epinephelus fuscoguttatus (brown-marbled grouper) is the source of this 3453-nucleotide messenger RNA. Its product is annotated as amyloid-beta A4 precursor protein-binding family A member 3. The transcript is spliced from 11 exons. Gene Ontology annotation, biological process: chemical synaptic transmission. The coding region runs from base 297 to 2453 and encodes 718 amino acids. The record is from RefSeq and is a predicted model, not a curated record. Gene Ontology annotation, cellular component: plasma membrane; cytoplasm; dendritic spine. Gene Ontology annotation, molecular function: protein binding; amyloid-beta binding. Lineage: Eukaryota; Metazoa; Chordata; Actinopteri; Perciformes; Serranidae.
AGCUUAGCAACAGAGUCUGAAUAAAGUAAACGCUGUCGACUCGACAGCAGCAGCAACAAUGACAAGAAAACUGUAUUUUUUAUCGUGACUGCUUUUCACUCUUGACUCAUGUGAGCCUGCUACAUUCACCGAGGCUGUCGUUGUUAGUAUGACGAAUAAAACAAAGCCAAAGUUUUGGAAAAGACUCAAAUCUCAAACCACGUCAACUCAUCUGUCGUGGCUCCCAGAGGAGUCUCUGUGUGUGUGUGGGCACAAAGGAACCGAGAAAGACCUCAAAUAUCAGGCUUUCUUUCAAAAUGAACUCAGACGUCUGCCCCGCUGAUCAGUCUGACUCCUUGUGCCCUGCAACUGUUCCUGUUGAUGGAGCCUCUGAGGUUAGCAGACAGACUGUGGCAGCUCCGCCAGGUUCAGAGGUGGAGGAUGUGGACUCCUUCAACCUGAUCGAGCCUCCUCCAUUAGACUGGAGGUCAGACUCUUCCAGUGAGGUGGGCUCAGCGGAUGAUCUGGAUGACCCCAGCUUCCCUGUCUCCAUUGACAGUCUGGACAAGAGCAGUCCAAGCGUGAGUGACACUGUGGCUCCACUUGACAUGAACCAGCAGGAGCUUGUAGGAAGAAUUGCAGAGCCAGUCCACAAUAUUGAAGUGGAAUUGGAAGGAGAGGAUGAAGUAGUUGAGGACGAGGAAAAGGUGAGGGGUGAGGACUUGAAGGAUGUUGGGGAAUACCAGGAGCAGGAGGAGGUUACCUUAAGUGAUGUGGAGAAUAGGGUCGAUGAGGAGGAGGCUGCCAACAGGAGAGCAGGUGAUGAAGACCACAGCCGCAUCCACACACUGCUCAGCCAGCUGCAGCUCAUGGGGGAAGAGCCUCAUCCCAACCGCCAGACACCACCUCACCUCGCCCAGCAUCAGUACCCCAGCCUGUCUGAGCUGGAAGCGUGUGCUCCCUCUCUAAUAGCAGACGACAGCACUGAAACCACGGGGCUGCUGUUCUCUGAAAGCCACCAGAGAGACCUGCUGGGGCUGCUGCAGUUCACAGAGAUCACAGCACCGAGUCCCCCCUGUCUGCCCCGCAGAGGGGACAUGGACGCUGUAGUGUCUGUUUCCUACAGCCAGGAGGACGCUCAAAGGUUCUGGGGGCAUUAUGGGAAUGGUCAACAGCAGAGGCACAGAGAGGACUCCCUCGCCUCGCUGCCUGAUGAUGAGUAUCCUGAGCCAGUGUGGAUGAAGAUGGGCGAGGAGCCUCCGGAGGUAGAGGAGGCUGCUGCGGACAGCGAGCAAGUUGAGAGUGAUCAUCCUACAUAUAAAGAUGUGCCUGGUCCGUGUGACCCUGAAGACCUGUUGGAUGGAGUGAUAUUUGGUGCAAAGUAUCUGGGCUCCACUCAGAUCAAAUCAGAGAAGAACCCAUCUACAAACGCCCGUAUGACGCAGGCUCAGGAGGCUGUGGACCGCAUCAAGGCUCCAGAGGGAGAGUCGCAGCCAAUGACAGAGGUGGAUCUGUUCAUCUCCACGCAGCGAAUCAAAGUUCUCACUGCUGACACACAGGAAGCCAUGAUGGAUCACGCUCUGCAGAUGAUCUCGUACAUCGCAGACAUUGGUGACAUCGUGGUCCUGAUGGCACGCAGGAAACGUAAAGGACAGGAUGGCGACCCAGCUGCUAACUCUUCCUCUUCAUCCUCCUCGGGGUCUCAGAAGAAGUGCUUAAUGAUCUGUCAUGUCUUCUCCUCUGACGAUGCUCAGGUCAUCGCCCAGGCUAUCGGUCAGGCAUUCGGAGUAGCCUACCAGCAGUUUCUUCAGGCCAGCGGCAUCAAGGCCAGUGACCUGAGGCCUGGCGAGUACAGUGACUACCUGGAAAGUCAGGAGCUCUACAACGGAGACCUGGCGCACUUCUCUGACUCUCAGAACAUCCGAGAUGUAACCAUCACCAAGGCUGCUGGAGAGAUCUUGGGUCUGGCGGUGGUGGAGUCUGGCUGGGGCUCCAUCCUGCCCACAGUGGUGGUGGCCAACCUCCUUCACGGAGGUCCUGCCGAGCGCAGCGGCGAGCUCAGCAUCGGGGACCGCAUCAUGUCUGUCAACAGCACCAGUCUGGUGGGUCUGCCCAUCGCCACCUGCCAGAACAUCAUCCGGGACUUAAAAAGCCAAAAGCAUGUGAAACUCAGUAUCGUCCACUGUCCGCCGGUCACCAUGGCGAUUAUCAGGAGGCCAGAUCCCAAGUUUCAGCUGGGCUUCAGUGUGGAGGACGGCAUUAUUUGCAGUCUGAUGCGGGGCGGUAUAGCAGAGAGAGGAGGCAUUCGUGUUGGUCAUCGCAUUAUUGAAAUCAACGGGCAGAGUGUCGUCGCCACACCGCACGACAAGAUCAUCCAGAUCCUGACCAAUGCUGUCGGAGAGAUUCACUUGAAGACCAUGCCAGCGUCAACAUAUCGACUCCUAACAGGACAAGAGCAGCCAGUGUUCCUUUGAGCACUUUCUGCUGCAUCAAGGACAAAAAUACUGCACAGUGUUCAAGCUACAUGAACUUUUGCCAAACCAAGAAAAUAUUAUGCAAUUGAUCACACAGCACAUCAUGGCUGUUGUCACAUCACUGAAUACAACAAACUAGUCUAGCUAUAUAUUUUAAAGGUGUAAAGCACGUUGGAGUAUUGUGAAAGCAUAUUUUAAAGUGACAGGGAUAGAUGGUAGUGCUCAAUUUAUAUUUAUCUAUUUAACAAUGCAGGCAGUAGCUGAGAUGCAAUAAUCGAUAAACGGAAUAUAUUUUGACUCGACUAACUUUUACAUGGUGGUGAAUGGUGUUGAGAAUAUUUUAGAGUGUUUGGUCUUCCAGCCCGGUGUGUUGCCAGUGUGCCUCAGCUGAACGCGCUUUGCAAAGGAAACCUUAUUGAAUCAGGACAAAGAGUCUGCGUAUUUCAUUGUGACGUACUUCCAGUCCCUCACGUACACAUGCAUAUCAACAAGUGUCUGCCACGCGCUUCAGAGUAGACUAUUUAGUCCAGUUCAUUCAUACAUGCUUCCCUAACGGUGCCUGACAGGAAGCAGAUCAUGCACAAUUAAAGGUAAUUGCCUUAUUUCAUAGAGAGAUGCAUAUAUUUUUAAGAACUUGCUGUUUUGGAUGUUCAUUAAAAUGAUCUGUAAGAUAUCUUCUUGAUGUUAUUUAUUGAGAGUCAGUGGUUGAUGAAUAAGUUUCAGAUGCAAGGUUUUUUGUUUUUCAUUUUAAAACAUUUACAUGCCCAUUAACACCUGAGUUAGAGCUACUGUAUAUUUAAAUUUGGACUUGUUUUUGCAAUAUAUGUAGUUGAAAAAAUAUAUCAAAUUGAUAAUAGCACAGGUCUUGUAAGAGAAUCUAUGUAAUAAUUGCAAAUGUAAUGCUAUUAAUUAAUAUCCUUACUGCUUUUUUAUUAGUUUUAAUUAAGGAUUCAAUGUCAUCACAUGCUACUUGUGCUAAUAAAGUAAUGCCUUUUAUUUA